Molecule: messenger RNA, 2375 nt
Organism: Haemorhous mexicanus (house finch)
Lineage: Eukaryota; Metazoa; Chordata; Aves; Passeriformes; Fringillidae
Product: chloride channel protein ClC-Kb-like
Exons: 19
Coding region: 164-2227 (687 amino acids)
Biological process (GO): transmembrane transport; chloride transport
Cellular component (GO): membrane
Molecular function (GO): voltage-gated chloride channel activity
Source: RefSeq, a predicted model, not a curated record
AGGAAACCCGGCUCGCUCCGGUCCGAGCGGGUCCGUCGGAUUCGUCAAGGUCGUUUUUAAUGAGCUCGUUUGCAAACUCAGUCGGGCAGCGGAGGCCGAGGCGGGAAGACUGGUCAGGGGUGCUACAAAAAAGGGGGUGCGGUCCACCUGAAAGGUCCCCGGGAUGGAGCGCCCUGUCCCCAGGGGGCUGCGGGGGGAGAAGGAAGAGGAGGAGGAGGAGAGGGUGCUGGUGUCGGAGCACAUCUGGAGACCCUGCCCCACCGCCCGGAGAAGGGUCCGAGGGUGCUUGGAGUGGGUGAGGCGGCAGCUGUUCCGCGUCGGGGAGGAUUGGUACUUCCUCUUCAUCCUGGGGGUGCUCAUGGCCACCAUCAGCUUCGCCACGGACAUCAUCAUCGUCAGGCUCCACGCGGCCCACAUGUGGCUGUACCGAGAGAUCGGGGACAUCGGGGUGCUCAAGUACCUCUCGUGGACCCUGUUCCCCACGGCACUGGCCGCCUUCUCCACCGGCUUCUCCCAGAGCAUCACUCCGUACUCCGGAGGCUCCGGAAUCCCGGAGCUGAAGACCAUCCUGAUGGGCGUGGUGCUAGAGGACUACCUGGCCAUCCAGAACUUCGGAGCCAAGGUGGUGGGGCUGACCUGCACCCUGACAUGCGGCAGCACUAUUUUCCUUGGCAAAUUGGGUCCCUAUGUGCACCUCUCUGCCAUGGCUGCAGCCUAUCUGGGGAAGAUGAGGACCACGGUCACGAGGGAAUAUGAGAACAAGUUCAAGCAGCACGAGAUGCUGGUGGCAGCUCAAGCCGUCGGGGUGGCCACAGUCUUCGGGGCUCCCAUCAGUGGGGUGCUUUUCAGCAUUGAGGUGAUGACCCCUCACUUUGCCGUGCGGGAUUACUGGCGCGGCUUCUUCGCCGCCACCUGCGGCGCCUUCAUGUUUCGGCUCCUGGCCGUGUUCAACAGUGAGCAAGAAACCAUCGCCGCUGUUUUUAAGAGUGACUUCAAGAUUGAUUUUCCCUUCGACCUCCUGGAGACCUUCUUUUUUCUGAUUUUGGGGACCAUCUGUGGGAUCGUGGCCUGUGCUUAUCUCUUCUGCCAGCGCUGGAUGAUAGUGGCCGUCAGGAGGAACCGGCUGACAGCCAAGCUCUUGGCCACUGACAAACCCGUGUACACAGUGCUGGUGGUGCUGCUCCUCGCCUCCAUCACCUUCCCGCCUGGGCUGGGGCAGUUCAUGGCCUCCAGGCUCACCAUGAAGGAAUAUCUCAUCUCCUUCUUUGACAACCGCACGUGGGGCGUGCUGGCUGCCAACACCUCAGGGGUGGCCAAGCCUGGGGGGCUCUGGCAGGAAUGGGACCAUCCCUCUGCCACCAUCUACGCCACCUUGACCUUCUUCCUGCUCAUGAAGUUCUGGAUGCUGAUCCUGGCCACCACCCUGCCCCUGCCAGCCGGGUACUUCAUGCCCAUCUUCAUCUAUGGAGCAGCAAUCGGGCGCCUUGUGGGGGAGGUGGUGGCCCUGCUCUUCCCACAGGGGCUCCAUUCAGAAGGAACCCCACGGCCCAUAAUUCCUGCUGGCUACGCCCUGGCUGGCGCAGCCGCGUUCUCGGGCUCGGUGACCUACUCGCUGUCCACGGCCCUGCUGGUGUGUGAGGCCACCGGGUACCUGGGCCACAUCCUGCCCACCGUGCUGGCCGUGCUGGUGGCCAACGCCAUCAGCCAGAAGAACCAACCGUCCUUCUACGACGGCAGCAUCAUCGUCAAUAAGCUGCCCUACCUGCCCCCCAUCCGCAGCCGGCACAUCGCCUCCUACCAAGUGGUGGUGGAGGAGUUCAUGGAGCGCCAGGUGGUGGCCUUGGCCAAGGGGGACGGUUUCCAGGAGGUGCUGGUGGCCUUGGAUGCCUCUGCCGAUGCUGAGUACCCUGUGGUGGAGAGCACAGUGUCCCCCACUCUGGUGGGCACCGUCAGCAGGUCCCAGCUGGUCACCUUCCUCCAGAGCCACAAGCACCCUCAGGCCCCCCAAGGGGAGAAGCUGGCCACUGUGGGGACACUUGGGGACGACUGCACCAUCGAGCCCAUCAUGCUCCAGUUCUCCCCGUGGACCUCCCUGCACCAGGCCCAUCACCUCUUCCAGCUUCUGAAGCUGCAGCGAGUCUUUGUCACCCGCUCUGGGGAGCUGGUGGGAGCCGUGAGCAGGGCAGAGCUGCGGAGAGCAAUCGAGGACCUUGCCAAGCCCAAGUGAUGACGUUUUGGGACCACAGGGGACCCUCCCCACCGACGUCCCCCAUGAAAAAUGGGGAGUCCUGACCCCCUCUGCGGUGUGGGGGGUCUGGGCUGGCGGAAUCGGUUCUCCAGCAGAGGGUGUUGUGCAUUACACCAUCGACUCAUCA